Messenger RNA from Sipha flava (yellow sugarcane aphid), 7134 nucleotides. RefSeq names its product protein MON2 homolog (gene mon2). Bases 467 to 7045 code for a protein of 2192 amino acids. The record is from RefSeq and is a predicted model, not a curated record. NCBI's taxonomy places the organism in Eukaryota, Metazoa, Arthropoda, Insecta, Hemiptera, Aphididae. The transcript has 27 exons.
CCGCGGGCGGUUAGUGCUAUGACGACAACCGGCCACCUCCGAAACGAUUGCGGCGACAACGUCAAUAUUACGGCCCCCGUCAACGAGUACGAAAAAUUUUUGUUAUCGCUGUUCGCUCGUUGUCAACGCGAGUGAACGAUUUGGGAGGUUUUAUUUUAUUUGUAUUUUUUUUGUUUUCACGUUCAUGUUUUUCGCGUCUUUUCACGCACUACGUUGUGCGUUCAGUUUCGUUCAUGUAGGCCCGGGAACGUGGUCGUCAAACGGCGUGUACCCGCGCGUGCGGUGAACAGUAGACAUUCGUUGUCGUAUCGCCCGACCACGGACACCGAGAAAAUAGGUCGGUGCCGUUGUCGUUUCUCACAGCCGUCGUCCACUGUUCGGUCGUAGGUAGUCACCGACAGCAGGGCGGAACACGACGAGAACAUUGGCCUCGCGUGCGCGUGUACCGCGGCUACCGACGACUGUCAUGGCUCACAGGCGACCGGUUGGCGGUACGUCGUCAUCCGUCACGGACAACGAAAAUGCUAUCAGACUCCUGGAAUCGCUGCAGAAUGAUUUCAAAUGCCUGUCCAUGGAGACAAAGAAGAAAUAUCCGCAGAUCAAAGAGGCAUCUGAAGAAGCUAUCGUCAAACUGAGGAACUCAGCAGCAGUUGCGGCUGAUCACUUAUUGCAACAGCAACAGCCUCACUAUCAUCACCAUCAUGAAAUCUACUAUGUCGUCAAUCAGAUACUAUAUCCUGUGGUCCAAGGGUGUGAGACCAAGGAGCCAAAAAUCGUUAAGAUGUGUCUUGGAACAAUACAAAAACUUAUUACCAACCGAGCUGUUGAUCAAAAAGGUGCACGUUACAUCACCGACACUUUAUGGAUGUUGAUGGAAUCUGGUACUGAGCAUGUUAAAGUAUUGCAGAGUGUUACACUGUUAUUGACAACUGAUUGUGUUGUUCGUGGUGAAACACUGGCUCGGAAUUUGGUGUUAUGUUUUCGUCUUCAUUUUACCAAAGAUUCUCAGGCUGUUAUCAAUACAGCAGGUGCUACUGUGCGUCAACUUGUAGCUCUAGUAUUUGAACGUGUUAUACAUGAAGACGAACAACUAGAGCAGCAACUCAAAGAUCAUAAUGUAGGAAGUAGUAAUGAUAACAAUGAUUAUAAUGGUCAACAGCAACGGAACGGGGCUGAUAUAUCCAUACCAUCUCAAGAUCAUCGGCAACAGCAAAUUAAUAGAGCUCAACAAUUAUCUUCCCAUCAUCAUCAUCAAUAUAAUGGUAGUAAUGUAAGUGGCAGUGAUAUCGCCACUGCAGUUGCUGCAUUAGGUCCAUGCGCUGCAGAUGCAUUUCUUAUGUUCCAGGAUCUUGUGCGAUUAGUCAAUACUGAUCGUCCUUAUUGGCUAGUGGGUAUGACAGAAAUGACCCGUACAUUUGGUUUAGAAUUGUUGGAGUCUGUUUUGUCUGAUUUUCAACCUGUGUUUUUCAAACAUUCAGAGUUUGGGUUUCUAUUAAAAGAACGUGUAUGUGCGUUAGUUAUCAAGUUAUUUUCGCCUAAUAUCAAACAUCAUAGUGGUAAUAAUACUGCUGGCAGAAGAAGUACUAUCACCAACACUGGGACUUCGUCUGGCUCAGGCACUAAUAAUUCUUCAGUUAUAAUGAUGGGAGUUACUGGUAGUACUGGUAGUCCUACAUUAAAUAACCGUGGUGAUGACAGACCACAUUACGCUAUUACAGUUCGGCUGCUGCGUCUCGUAUCCAUACUGGUUCGCAAGUACCAUAAACUUUUGAUCACUGAAUGCGAGAUAUUUUUAUCAUUAAUCGUCAAGUUUUUGGAUGCUGAUAAACCAGCAUGGCAACGUUCAGUUGCCUUGGAAGUGUUGCAUCGGUUAGUGGUUGAACCCGGUCUGUUGGCCGCAUUUUGUGCAUGCUACGAUCUCAAGGUACAUAGUACCAAAAUAUUUCGAGAUAUUAUUGACUCGCUAGCCAGUUAUGUACAAUCGCUAUUUAAUCCUUCAAUGGUGGUAUCUGGAAGUGGGUCGAUGAACAAUGCAUCAAUGAUAGCAACAGCAAAUGCAGCUCUUCAAGGACAGUCUCCAUCAGUGUUAACUGGCAUGCCAGUCGGACCAGGAGUUUCUCCCCAACCAGGGUUUUACAGCCGUAAUGGUGUAUGGCUACCAGUAGUGAUCCAACUACCGACAGGUCAAGCUAAAUCUAUUUACCUAGAAAUGAAUGACAAACAUGACGAACCACCACAGAUAGCUGAUGGUUAUGGUAUUUCUGUAGCAUAUGCAUGCUUGGUUGACGCUGUUCGUGCCAUUCAAAUUGAAGUACGCCCUGAUAUACAUCAGCCUGUUGCAUCUUUGCAACCUUCUACUAUUAUACCAUCAUCUAGUGGGGAUGAUGAUACUCAUGGUCAUCAUCAACAGAAUGAUAGUACUGAUCAAAAGACCUCAAUUAAAGGUUACAAUGAUGAUAAUGAAGAGCGAAAAAUAUCAGGCACCAAGAGAUCACCAUUACAUGAACAAAUAAUAAACAGUAGUUGGUGUGGACUAUUAACAACGUUUUGCCCAUUAAUUGAAUCAUGCACUGAUGAAGGUAUUACAGAAAACAUGUUAAAAGCUAUGCAAGCAUACAUUGGUCUAUGUGGUCAACUGGAUAUGCGAGGGCCACGUGAUGCUUUUAUCACGGCUGUAUGUCGUGCUUGCUUACCACCUCAUUACAACCUUACUGUAUUUAAUGGAGCAGGUAAUACUUGUUGUACAGCUCAACAGCCUUCAACACCAGUUCAGUAUACCACUUCUUCAACAAUGUAUGAUGACCAUCAUCACCAACAAUACAAUUCUACCACUAAUAGUUCAUAUGGUUCAGAUUCUACUGAUUAUAAACAACAACAACAGGUUGUAGUUGCUGUAGGUACACCAUUGGCUACUCCGUCAUCAGUACUGCAGGCCAUGUCAUCUUCAACAUCUAGUACCUCAUUGCUAAACCAUGGACCUGUGAUGCUUACUGCCAAAAAUCUACAGUGCAUGCGUGCUUUAUUAGUACUUGCACACUGCCAUGGAUCUAUCCUAGGUUCUUCAUGGCACUUAGUUUUAACUACUUUACAGCAUCUUGUUUGGAUACUAGGACUUAAACCAUCGACAGGUGGCAGUCUUAAGGCUGGGAAUGGAGGUGCUACAGCUGUAUCAAAUAGACACUCUGGAGUUAGCAACUCUGGUACUGCUGCUGAUGGCACUGUUGUGGGUUCAUUAUCAUCAUCUUCUGCAGCUAUUGCAACAACUUCAUCAUCAAAUGUAGCAGUCAUUACUACAGCUGUUAUGGCAGCAGACCUGCCUGUUUUAUCUACAAUGCUAAGCCGACUUUUUGAAUCCAGCCGAUAUCUAGAUGAUGUAGCUCUCCAUCAUUUAAUCGAUGCUCUCUGCAAAUUAUCACAUGAAGCAAUGGAGUUAGCCUAUUGCAAUCGAGAACCAUCACUAUUUGCGGUCGCUAAAUUGUUAGAAACCGGAUUAGUAAAUCUCUCUAGAAUAGAUAUUUUGUGGAGACCAGUAACAAAUCAUAUGUUGGAUGUUUGCCAACAUCCUCAUAUAAGAAUGCGUGAAUGGGGUGUUGAAGCCAUUACAUAUUUAGUUAAAGCAGCUUUGCAAUACAAGUAUCAACCGCCAUUAAAAGAUAAUCAAAAAUUACAGACAUUAUUGCUCAGUCCAUUAGCACAGUUGUCUUUAAAUAUGCAUGGUGAUGUCAGGCAGAGACAAUUAGAGUGUGUGUUGCAAGUAUUGCAUGGUUCAGGCGAAACAUUAUCUCAUGGUUGGCCAUUGGUUUUGAACAUUCUUGGAGCCGUAUCAGACCGUCAUGGAGAAAACCUUAUAAGAAUAGCAUUCCAGUGUUUGCAACUGGUGGUUACUGACUUUUUACCACUGAUGCCCUGCAAAUGUUUACCAUUGUGUCUGGAAACAACAGCUAAAUUUGGCAUGCAGACACGUGAACUGAACAUAUCGUUAACAGCAGUUGGACUUAUGUGGAACGUAGCUGAUUAUUUCAACCAAAACAAAGAUAAACUUCUUUGCAACAAUAGUGGUGACAACAAUAAACAAAAAGAAACUCGAAAUACCAGUGGCGAAGAAACUACUGAAAGUAAUACAGAAUUAUCGGUGUCUACGAUUACCUUAACUGAUACACAAGAAUUACUAUAUCCCGAUUUCCCUGGGGUUGUCACAUUAGCGGAAAUGUCUGAAUUUGAUAAGUUGUGGAUGUGUUUGUUUACCAAAUUGGGUGAAUUGUGUAUCGAUCCUAGGGCUCCUGUUAGGAAGUCAGCUGGACAAACGUUGUUCUCUACAAUUUCGGCCCAUGCCAAUUUGCUAACACCAUCAUCGUGGAAUGCAGUCCUUUGGCAGGUUUUAUUUCCAUUAAUGAACAAAGUACAGAUGCUCUGUGAAUCAGCCAGUGAUUCAACGUGCAACACCGUUACAGCUUCCGACUCUUCUGGUGGUGGUAGUGGAGGAGGUAAUAGUAGUAAUGGAAGUGGUGGUGGUGGUACGAUUUUAAUACAUCAUUCCCGAAACACUGACCAGAAACAAUGGGCCGAAACACAGGUAUCAACGUUGUAUGGUUUAGCUAGGGUGUUUAAUGCUGAGAAAUACUCGAUGACAGUUGGUGGAGAUUUCAUCAAAGCCUGGACACUUUUAUUGGAGUAUAUGGAAAAAGCGUCUUCAAAUAAAAACGUUGAGGUUUCAUUAGCUGGGUUACGUUCAUUGCACGAGCUUUUAAUGGUAUACAGUAGCAGUAAUAGCGAUGGUGAUAGUACUAAUAAGAGUACGACCGUAGCAAAUGACAAUAAUCCUGGAGCUUCAGACCGUUUGCAGAAAGAUGAUGAUUGGCAAAAUAAAAACAGUAACAGUGAAUUGCCAUUCCCUACAACUGCUCAGAAUUCACCAUUACCAUCAACACCAUUGUCAUCAUCAGUGGAGGACGAGAUUUGGGCAUGUACUUGGACUGUUUGGAUGCGAAUCGCUACAUCCGCUACUGCAAUUACUGGAAUUGAUCACUCUCCUAACUCUACAUCGCCCACCCCCACCAAUACGAACUCUAAUAACAGUUCGUCAACAACUUCGGUAGAAGAUCGUUGGCGUCGUGAAUACCAACAACAGCAACAGUCUUUGCAACAUAAACAACAAUUCUUAACAGCCCUUUUGCAAAUAUUUCCAUUGAUAUUCACGCAUAUUAAAACCAGGUUCACUGACAAAGACUUGAAAGAUUUGUUCCGCGUGUUGGAUGCAGCAGCUGCUGUGGACGGAUCGGCUGCUGUGGUUCUGUCCGAUAGCCAUCACCAUCACCAUCAUCACCACUAUCACCAUCAGCAGCAACAACAAAAUUACUAUAGUGGUAGCUACAAUCAACAACAGCUUACCCGGUUACAGGAUGAAAUUUUACAGUGUCUGGAAACGUUGGAGAGAGAAACUUUGAUUUUUGAUGAUGAUGAGUUUGGUAACGAGGACAUCUCAACAUUAGAAGCAGCUGAAAACAACACACCAAAUAAUUUUGAGAUUGGUAAGAAGAAUCCAACGAUAUCAGCAGAGCAACAGCAACAACGACGACAGCAGCUAGUUGAGAGAUUCCUUUGUCCGCUAUUUGAUCAACUAUUAAAGUUUUGUCGCUUUGUAUGUCCUCCCCUACCAUCCACCACACAUAACAACACUGUUAAUAAUGCCGGUGACCGCCAGCAAUUAACGAACGGUGUCGAUCACUUCCAUCACCAUAAUAAAUUCGCAGCAGCAGUGGCGGUCGAUUCAAAUUACGUAGCGUUUGGUGAAAAAGCUGUGCUUAUGGUAGUUGAUUUAUACGGAAUGACAGCCGCUGAAAAAUGUGUUGUUAAGGGUGAAAUAUUAAGAAGAAUAAUUGAAGUAUUUUCUGUACCCCUUGCUGGUCGAUAUUCGUCUAAUCCACCCCCCGCAUCUUCAUUUCAUUACCAUUUAGACGUGACCCCCUCGUCGUCGGGAAACACGCAACAACAACACGUACAACAGCAGCAACAGCAGCACCUUAUGUUAGUCAGGAGGCGACAGCAACAGCAACAAAACACGUGGAAACUACUUGUGGUCGGUUUAAUGAAUGUGUUGUCAGUAGGCGUACCAUUAGCCCGUGACUACCGGGGUGAUGAUUACCUUUCCAUCUGGUCACCGUUGGGCUCCGUUUUGGAAGAUAUAUUAUUUCCGAAAAACUUACCACCAGUGUCCGGUAUGGUAAAAAAUAACAAAUUAAUGGACGACAAUGACGAAAACGAAUCGGUGAUUAUUGACUGUCAGUUGGUAGAGUUCUUAAAGGACGAAAUAUUAUCGCAGUCAACUAACGUGCCCAGAGAAUUCAUCAUGCGCGUGGUGGUGUUAUUAAAUCGGGGAUCGGUGUUAUCUACUAGUACAGCAUCAACGAUACCCAAUUACCCUUAUGGUAGUGGAUAUGACACUAUGAUGAUGGUAGACUGUCGCGAAGGAAGUGGAGUUGUAGGUACUGGUGCUGGAAAUGUCACGAGUGGGUCCUCACCGCCGUCCUUAUUACGCGAACAGUUCGCUAAAGUUUGUUUCGAAACAUUACUACAGUUUUCAUUAGUCGACGGCAUUUCGUCACCAUCAUCGCCUUCACUACACGAAUUCACAGUGGCAGACAACGGUGGUACCAGCGACUGCACAGCAGAUGCCGAAUUGAUAACUGGAAAACUGGCAGUUACUGCACUGUUACAUCGGUUCCAAGAAGUGGUUGAAAAGUUUUGUCAUGAUCAAAACUUGACUGGAAAAUGUCCGUUGCCGAGGUACCGCAUGUCGGAAAUUUCAUUCGUGUUGAAAGCUAUCGCUACACUGAUCAUAUCGCUGAAGAAAACUCCCGACAAAGUCAAUAAAGCUGUAUGGGAUCAACUGGUUAGAUUAUACCCUUGCCUUGUGCGCUGUGUGCCGUACACGCAACAAUGUUGUUCAUCACCUCAAGUUACGGACUCUUUAACUGAAGCUCUGCUUCAGUACGGCGACCUGUUGCUCAAAGCGCCGCCUAUUGAUGCCGAUGCUCAACAACAAUAAUUUAAAAGUGACCUUCACAGCAGGAUAUUCCUCACUGCUGCUGAUGCUGCUCGCGUACACUUUUAUAUAAAUAAAAAAAAAAAAUUAUA